AUGGCUCCGCCAGAAAGGAUACUGCCCAUGCUGGCAGCCAAAGGCCAAGGCGAGAGUGGCCAAGUCAAGCUGACCAUCAACCAGACUUGUGGAGGCGCGCGACCGAAAUGCCAUCAUUGUGAAAAGGCAUUGCUUGACUGCAUCUACGACGUGCCAGCUGGCCUUAACCGCCGCCAAGCGGAUAGGGAGCAGAUCGCCAGCCUCCAAGCCACGGUCGACCAUCUUCGCCGACGUGUCUCGACCCAAGGUACUCCAACCUCUGACCAGUCGGGCAGCGUAGACACUGCUCUUGAGCCAUCGCAAGUUGGCAAUAUCUGCAGAGAUGUACAGUCAUCGGCCGACUUGGUGGAAUUGCUCAGAGAUCAGCCCGAGGGCUUCGCCUUGCAGGCCUUGGAGUCUAUAAGACAGGGCAGCUCCCCGAAGGCGAUUAUGGAUUCGAUCAGCGGCAAUUUGUCCGGGAGUGUCAGCCCGUCGAUACAUGCAGCGGCGAGGGGCACGUCCACCCCAACACAGACACUGGAGUUCCAACUCGUUGUUCAGUAUCCAAAGGUCUAUCUGCCACUCGCCCCUCUUAACGCAGCGUCAUUGGACUUGCAACUCCUCGACAUUCAGCCACUCGAUGCUGACAAGAUAGUCCAGCCGCAGGAUGGGAUUAGCAGAGGCUCUUUCAGUGCCGACAACGGUAUUCCCAUCGACCCUCGCCUUCACCAUGUCGACAUUUCGCAUUGGACAACAGUCACCAUAAGCAAUCAAUUCGCUGUGGAAGUCAUCUCCUUAUAUCUGAACAUGAACCAGCCCUGGUGGGCCUUCUUCGACAACGAUAUGUUCCUAGAUGAUCUAGUCAAUGUAGAGACCAACUUCUGUUUCCGAAUGCUGGUCAACGCUCUUCUUGCCUGGGCUACUCAAAGCUAUGCGCACUAUGAACCGAUGGCCGCUACACUACCUACCAAGUUCUUGGAUGAAGCCUUGCGGAUCUACGAUGCAGAGAAAGGCGUUGACAGUCUGACAACUGUGGCGGCGACGUCUUUGAUGAGUAUGACGUGGACUACUCUAGGGAAAGACAAAGCUGGACGUCGCUUGCAAGAGGAUAGUGCCAGGAUGGCGCAACGUAUGGGAUUGUAUGGAGAGUCAGGCGCCUUUUCAUAUGAUCAGUUGGACCUGAGCGAUGGGCGUAUUGAAGCAGCUGUAUGCGCAACUGCUUGGGGAUCUUUCAACUUCCAAAUGUACAGUACACACGAGUUCCCCCAGCCCAAACUCCCAGCCUUCGCAGGAGUAAACGCCACGCCGAAGGCCGUAAUAUCAGCGUCGAUUGAGCAACUAAAGCGCCUUGUCUACCAAUACCGCGCACAUUGCGAGUCAUCCAAGUACUCAAUCAUCUGGCAAAGCGGUAUGCUCUAUCUCGUCAACUACAUAUUGCGAGAUUUAUCCAGUAAUGAGUCGCAGUUCUACUUCCUACUCUGCAUGCGCGGCCAUCAACAUCUGGCCCGCUACAUGCCUUUUGUUAGUGGCAUAGUGCAAAGCCUGAUAGUCAUGACCAGCAGGCAGGGGGUUUCUUUGACAGCGAAUACUCAGAGACUGCUGGAAGAGGUUCGGGAUGAGAGUCGUAGGAGUCGAGAGUUCUUUAGUGCCUACCCGGUUGACCUUGAGAUGAUGACCUUGGACCCUUCUUCCGCAACCCUGGAGAAAUUGACUAGCCGCUUUCAGGAGCAACCAUCGGCGGUGAGCCAGCGCGAGGUGUCUGAUAGCGGAAGUUUGCCAGAUGGCUGGAAGGGUUCCGUCCAGGAUCUGACAACCACGCUGUCUAUGUUAAAAGAUGAUUGA
Messenger RNA from Fusarium odoratissimum NRRL 54006, 1821 nucleotides. RefSeq lists its product as uncharacterized. The transcript is spliced from 5 exons. NCBI's taxonomy places the organism in Eukaryota, Fungi, Ascomycota, Sordariomycetes, Hypocreales, Nectriaceae. Gene Ontology annotation, biological process: regulation of DNA-templated transcription. The record is from RefSeq and is a predicted model, not a curated record. Gene Ontology annotation, molecular function: DNA-binding transcription factor activity, RNA polymerase II-specific; zinc ion binding. The coding region runs from base 1 to 1821 and encodes 606 amino acids.